AUGGCUCCUUUGCAAAGCAACUCUUCCAUUUCCUUCCUCGCUUCAUUCGUGGUCAUAGCCCUGACUGCCACUGCUUGUGCAGCAGUCAGAAAUGAUCCUUAUGGCUCAUCGAAAGCCCUCCACUUCAUCCGAACUUCCUGCACUGCCACCGACUACCCCAACCUCUGCUUCAGCUCGCUGUCGGGCUACGCGGGCACGAUCCGGACGGACCCCGUCCAGCUUGCGCAGGCCGCUCUGUCGGUGAGCCUGACCGGCGCGCGUGCCACCGCCACCUCCAUCUCCAAAAUUCUGAAGAGCGGCGGCGUGGGGUCGAGGGAAGCCGGGGUCAUAAGCGACUGCGUGGACAACAUCGGAGACUCGGUGGAGGAGCUCCGGAAGACCAUCAAGGAAAUGGAAGGGCUGAGGAAGAGCAAGAACUUUAAGCUAUGCGUCAACGAUAUGCAGACGUGGGUGAGCUCGGCGUUGACGGACGAGAACACGUGCAUGGAGGAGUUUCCGAGCAGUAGCAUGGCGCUGGCGGCGCGUAAUUCCGUUAGGGGCGAGAUUGUGAAGGCGGCGCAGCUCACCAGCAAUGCCUUGUCCCUCAUCAAUGGUAUUUCCGGUGUUUAA
This is a messenger RNA of Zingiber officinale, 609 nucleotides long. RefSeq names its product 21 kDa protein-like. NCBI's taxonomy places the organism in Eukaryota, Viridiplantae, Streptophyta, Magnoliopsida, Zingiberales, Zingiberaceae. Gene Ontology annotation, molecular function: enzyme inhibitor activity. The coding region runs from base 1 to 609 and encodes 202 amino acids. The transcript has a single exon. The record is from RefSeq and is a predicted model, not a curated record. Gene Ontology annotation, biological process: negative regulation of catalytic activity.